Molecule: messenger RNA, 561 nt
Organism: Mya arenaria
Lineage: Eukaryota; Metazoa; Mollusca; Bivalvia; Myida; Myidae
Product: clumping factor A-like
Exons: 2
Coding region: 1-561 (186 amino acids)
Source: RefSeq, a predicted model, not a curated record
AUGGGGACUGGGAAAUCGGGGAGAGACUAUGAGAGGUCCUCUGACACAGGGAGAGACUACGACAGCUCCUCUGAUACAGGGAGAGACUACGACAGCUCCUCUGACACAUGGAGAGACUACAAUAGCUCCUCUGACACAGGGAGAGACUACGAUAGCUCCUCUGAUACAGGGAGAGACUAUGACAGCUCCUCUGACACAGGGAGAGACUACGAUAGCUCCUCUGACACAGGGAGAGACUACGACAGCUCCUCUGACACAGGGAGAGACUACGAUAGCUCCUCUGACACAGGAAGAGACUACGAUAGCUCCUCUGACACAGGGAGAGACUACGACAGCUCCUUUGACACAGGGAGAGACUACGAUAGCUCCUCUGAUACAGGGAGAGAUUACGACAGCUCCUCUGACACAGGGAGAGACUGCGACAGCUCCUCUGACACAAGGAGAGACUACGACAGCUCCUCUGACACAAGGAGAGACUACGAUAGCUCCUGUGACACAGAAAGAGACUUCUUGACAGCUCCUCUGACACUGAUAGAGACUACGACAGGUCCUCUGACGUAG